CUCGUCUCGUGUAUCUUACUAUAACGAGGUGAGUGCGAGAGGCUCGUCUCGUGUAUCUUGCCGCAACGAGGUAGGCUGGACGAGGCUCGCCAACGAUCCCGAAGAUGCCGUCUAGCUCCUUCAACCCUGUCCAACCUCGCGGUGCUAACUAGAUCUGGAUAUUUUGCGAGAUCUAGUAGCGAUUGUUUUCACGUCAUUAGGAGCACCACAGUACCCCCCUGGACAAUGCAAACGGGAGAUGGAUGCAAACGGGAGAUGGCGCGUUAGAUGGCAAGAAAAAGUUUAUCAACAGCGGAACAGGUAGUUAGUGAUAGAAGGGUGGGAUCUGUGGUGAUGGUCCCAUCCUUGUAUCACGUGAUAGCCGACACGGGCUUUGCCACGAAUCCACCACAGUAGGCAUUGCCUGGCUUUGUGUGACCCCUCCCUUUUCCCCUCUCCGGAAGGCAGGCCAUCUCACCUUUCGGAUAAUGACAUAGCCCCUUUACAAUCCUAAGGGCCCUAUUAUACCCGAGGGACAGGGCUAUGGAAAUAUUUCGUAGGCUUCUGUCUUCAACCAUUGUGUUGCUAUGCUUUCAAGAUAUCUACCAACCAACAUAGCAGGACGAGCAGCAGCAACAAAAAUGGACCUCUCUAAUAACUUCAUAUACAAUGCCUCGCCAGCUCAUGUCAUAUUUGGCAAAGGGACCAUCCAAGAACUCCCCGCCGAAAUCUCGCGGCAAUCCCUCAAAGCGCCUCUUCUCCUCUCAACAGCUCAACAAGCCUCACAGGCCGAGAUGCUGAAGAAAAUUCUAAAGGGCAACAUCGCGGGAAUAUUCACAGAGGCGACGAUGCACACGCCUACGAACGUCACAGAAAAAGCAGUUGAAUAUGCAAAAUCAGUUUCCGCUGAUAGUAUCAUCUCCAUUGGUGGCGGCAGCACGAUUGGCCUCGGAAAGGCAAUAAGCUUCCGAACUGGGUUGCCUCACAUCUGUAUUCCAACGACAUAUGCAGGCUCGGAAAUGACGCCAAUCCUUGGCGAAACUGCUGACGGAGUCAAGAAGACAAAAAGCGAUCAAAAAAUCCUUCCCAAGACUGUAAUUUAUGACGUUGACCUCACAAUGUCGCUCCCAGCUUCUAUGUCGGCUACCAGCGGUGUCAACGCUAUUGCUCACGCGGUGGAGGCUCUGUAUGCCCAAAACGGCAACCCGAUUAUAACCCUGCUUGCUCUCGAGGGCACAAAAGCGCUUGCCUGCUCGCUCCCUCGAAUUAUACGGACACCAAACGACACUGAAUCAAGAACAAAGGCACUAUAUGGCGCCUGGCUCUGCGGUCUCUGUCUUGGCUCUGUUGGCAUGAGUCUCCAUCACAAGCUCUGUCAUACUCUUGGUGGCUCGUUCAAUCUUCCACACGCGGAGACACACACAAUAGUACUGCCGCACGCGUUGGCAUACAACGCCCCAGAAAUCCAAGGAGUCAUGAAUCAGUUAGCUGGGGCACUACCAGAUAGUGACGGAGAUGCGAUAAAGGGCCUGAAUGCUUUACUCGAUAGUCUGCAGGUUAAGCGUGGAUUGAAGGAAUUCGGGAUGAACGAAGAGGACGUAGACAAGGCGGCCGAUAUCGCCGUUUCUAAUCCGUACUGGAACCCGAGGAAGGUUGAAAGGGAGGGUAUUAGGGAGCUAAUACGCAGGGCAUGGGCUGGUGAGCCUGCCAAAGCCAAUUUGUGACCAGUGUGGUAUUUAAUCUUUCUUUCAUCCUGCUAUAACCGUCCAGCAAGUACAAUAGGUACAAUAGAUAAAUGCCCCUAUUUUAGACCCGAAUGAAGACUGUGAUGCUCAUCGUUGCAGGACGAACAAGAAUAUUUCAUUUUUCGUUAAUGACUAUUUACGGCUCCCACUCGUGCUAGCGACAGAAGAGUCUAUCCCUACCAUCAAAAGCCCUUUCUUAGAAGGCGAAGAUAAAAGAAAGUACGGGGCUAAAUAUCUCGAGUAAAAGUUUGAGUCUGAGCCAAAGGGUGCCACAUGAAACUUGGAGUCAGGUUCCGUAAUACAAGUGUACGGAAGACUUGCUGGGACUGCGGGACCGGGUGGGAAGUCGCGGGACGUUGGGGAUGUGGAGAUAACAGCUUGGUGGGACGGCGGGAUAACGCACUCUUAGGUUUGAGAAUGGCGCGGAAUCAUGGGCCCACUACUGUGUACAUCUCCUUAAUUCGCUCUCCCAUCUAACAAGCGCCCCUCUUGUGGCCCUCGCUGCAGUUACAUUUUGCAAAAAGUAACCGAUGAUGGUGGAGACGCUUUUACAAAGUCUAUCACCCUCGAAACCACCCGCUUGUUAAUAAUUUUAUUCCCCGCACUUGCCCCUCCUAUGCGGUAUCUAAUGUCUGGUGUUUGCUAUGUCGUGGGACCCUCCUCUACGCGAUAUCGUCCCCGCCGCUCGACCUGCAUCUGAAAGUCAAAGAUGGCCUCGUUAGGCUAUCAGACUCGGGUCGUACGUUUCUAUUUCCGAUAUCAUUCUUAUAGAAAGUUUGGGGCCGUUAUUCGUGCCCUCGAGGUGUUCUAUUCAUUUUAUCCCCUUAUCUUGAAUAAUUAUACAAGAACAUUGACG
Messenger RNA from Pseudogymnoascus verrucosus, 2580 nucleotides. RefSeq lists its product as uncharacterized. Gene Ontology annotation, biological process: protein histidyl modification to diphthamide. The record is from RefSeq and is a predicted model, not a curated record. Lineage: Eukaryota; Fungi; Ascomycota; Leotiomycetes; Thelebolales; Thelebolaceae. Gene Ontology annotation, cellular component: mitochondrion. Gene Ontology annotation, molecular function: metal ion binding; 2-(3-amino-3-carboxypropyl)histidine synthase activity; alcohol dehydrogenase (NAD+) activity. Bases 567 to 1703 code for a protein of 378 amino acids. The transcript has a single exon.